AUGAUUUAAAAAUAAUAAUGAAUGAAAAUAUAUGUUAUAAAAAAAUAUGUCAUUCUCAAAAUGAAAAGGCAGCAAUUUUAAAAUUAGAUGUAUACAUAAAAAAAUAUGAAAAAAAAUUCGGAAAAAUAUCAUCUCAAAAAGCUUUGCCACCAAAACAAUUAAAAUUAUUAAAUCUUAUGCAUAAAUUAAUAAAAACUAUAGAAAAAGAAGAAAUCGAUAAACAACAAGCAUUUCAAUUACUAAAAAUAUCUAAUGAUGCAAUAAAAACAACUAUUUCUACAUUUCAAGAUUCAAUGAAACGAUAUAAAGAAAGCGUAAAAACUGAAUUUGCAAAACUUGAUUGUUUAAGUACAAAUCGACUUUUAAAUAUUAAUUAUAUACAUAUAUAACUUAUCAAUGUCAAAUUAAAUAUUAAAAUUAUAAAAAAAUAUAGA
Apis dorsata (giant honeybee) is the source of this 434-nucleotide messenger RNA. RefSeq lists its product as uncharacterized. NCBI's taxonomy places the organism in Eukaryota, Metazoa, Arthropoda, Insecta, Hymenoptera, Apidae. Bases 18 to 389 code for a protein of 123 amino acids. The transcript has 2 exons. The record is from RefSeq and is a predicted model, not a curated record.